AUGAUGCUGGUCAUGUGCAAUCCUCUACAGGUGUUUGGAGUGGACGGGGUGAAUUUCAGCGUGCACGUAGAGAAUCAGACUCGUGCACGAGACGCCAUGAGCCGGCGACAUCAUCGCGUGUACCAGCUUUACAGCCGCACCAGUGGGAAACACGUCCAGGUGCUCGGACGCAAAAUCAGCGCCCGAGGAGAGGACGGAGACAAAUAUGCCCAGCUCGUAGUGGAGGCAGACACCUUCGGCAGCCAGGUGCGAAUCCGAGGGAAGGAAACCAAUUAUUACCUGUGUAUGAACCGCAGAGGGAAACUCGUAGGCAAGAAGGCCAGCAAUCGUAGUGCAGACUGCGUCUUCAUCGAGAAGGUUCUGGAAAACAACUACACAGCGCUAAUGUCAGCGCGCUACACUGGGUGGUACGUGGGCUUUACCAAAAGAGGGCGCCCUCGCCGUGGUCCGCAUACGCUUCCCAACCAGCAGGACGUCCACUUCAUGAAGCGCUUUCCACCCGGAGAGCAGCCUGAUUUAAUGCCGUUCCGCUUCACCACCGUCAGCAAGAGGAGCAAGAGAGUCCGUGCAGCGCGACCACGCUAAUGCUGACACCAGUGUCCCACUGCUAACGUUUACAUGAGGACGAGAAAUAAACAAAAAGACAGUCCCAGUGAAAAUGACACUGCUAAUGCGAAGCAGGACUGUCUUGUCUUAUUUGAACAGACGAUGCGAUAGCAUCACUUUAUAUUCCACUGGGUUGGACCUCUACAACCCUAAUAAUAAAGACUAGCUAAUUUACACCAGAGCUGUGGUUAAGACAGCUUACUUCAGACAUGGAGAUGACUAACCAAAGCAAACACAAGCAGACAUCUGGCCCAGUGGACGGGUGGAGGAAGCGUUAGACUGCGCAUCCAACAAGCAGCCCACAAUGAAGACACGAAACAAAACACAAGCGAAUUGGCUUGUAGACGCCGAUUGUGUGGCAAUUUUCCUAAGACAAGACUUGGACGUGAUCCCGCCAAAGGGAGAGCAGCAGAAAUCCCUGAACCUGCGGAAGAAAUAAAGACAGAAAUGGACACUGAUUGAAAACGGAGUCAGAAAGGCUACUGUUAUAUGGGAGCUCCUUGGGUAAGACCUGCCUUAAAAGACAUGCUGAGACAAAAUUGAAAAAUCGGGCAUUGUUUGCUCACCUCAUGUUGCUCCCAAUGCAUCUAUUUUUCACACUACAGUUCAUAGUUAACACAUCCGUCAAGCUCUCGAAAGGUCAAAAACACCAUAAAAGGUUCAUGCCACACAUCCAUUAUAUUCCAGGUCAUACA
This is a messenger RNA of Sinocyclocheilus grahami, 1301 nucleotides long. RefSeq names its product fibroblast growth factor 18-like. The coding region runs from base 1 to 585 and encodes 194 amino acids. Lineage: Eukaryota; Metazoa; Chordata; Actinopteri; Cypriniformes; Cyprinidae. The transcript has 4 exons. The record is from RefSeq and is a predicted model, not a curated record. Gene Ontology annotation, molecular function: growth factor activity.